Pseudogymnoascus destructans is the source of this 845-nucleotide messenger RNA. RefSeq lists its product as uncharacterized. The record is from RefSeq and is a predicted model, not a curated record. Bases 361 to 762 code for a protein of 133 amino acids. NCBI's taxonomy places the organism in Eukaryota, Fungi, Ascomycota, Leotiomycetes, Thelebolales, Thelebolaceae. The transcript has a single exon.
UGCAGUCUUAAGUGAAAAUUGUGAACUGGUCCUGUGAAACCUCUUUUCUGUAAAAACACCAGAGUAAUGCAUCUGUUAUUUUAAAAAUCCCAACCAACGGAAAUUUCAAAGUGUAUAUACAAUUUAUUACUUGUUGUAAUUUCAACUUUGCUCGUCGUUAUAGUUAGUCGCUGGUCUGUCGUCUCAAGUCUCAAGAGUACGGACACACAAUUUUAGCGCCACAACAUCCCGAUACUCACGUGACACCCCAAGAGCUUUUGCCGUUCGGCGGCUAGAGAGCAAGACUUCGGAGAUGGAACCGUCACACCUGCAACCUCAACAAACCACGACUCCCCCAGCCACCACGAGCAGGAAGGAGCCAUGUUUACCUCUUCCGUGCGGCGGGCAGCCUUUGCUGCUCAGCCAUCUCCCAUCGCUGCCUCCCUCGCCACCUCCGUCCCACGAGCCGUGUCGACGCAGAGCCUCUCGUGCCAGCCCCUACAACGCCGCUACUCCUCCUCCAAGCCGUCCAGACCGGCAGAUGGCUCAAAGGGCGUCGCGGAGGGCUCUGUCCCCGCUACCCCGGCACAGACUCGCUCGGAGGGCGCGAAGAAGAAGACUCAGCGCACCCGCAAGGCUAAGGGCGCUGCGGCUCACACCGUGAAGGGGCGCGAUGAGGCCUUUGACAACUUGCCCAGUGUGCCUAGCACUCACCACCUCCAAGUGAAAGGUUCGCCACCUCCCAUCCCACUUCACACCCCCCAGCUCGAAUGCCAAAGCUAACCUCUUACCCCCCAGACAUCGCAGCCUCAACCUUCUUCUCCCUCCACCGCCCCAUCUCCGUCACCUCCCCCUUCCCCAAACCC